This is a messenger RNA of Manis javanica (Malayan pangolin), 1955 nucleotides long. RefSeq names its product retinol binding protein 5 (gene RBP5). The record is from RefSeq and is a predicted model, not a curated record. Gene Ontology annotation, molecular function: lipid binding. Lineage: Eukaryota; Metazoa; Chordata; Mammalia; Pholidota; Manidae.
GAGCCAAUGGGACCGGGGAGCAGGGGCGGGAAAACGUGUGAGGGCCUUUUCCUCUGACUGCAAUUCGGAGGAGCAAGGGAAUUGCGGGGGCUGGAGAGGAAGCAGGGGUGGGAAAUAAGAGGGACCUUGGCAGGAUGGAAAAGCUAGAAGCCCGGGGGUGGGGAAGGGCGACGUCAACGGAGCCCCAAGGGUGGGGAGCCAAGGAAGAGCAGUAUUCGUGUCACACACAACACCCCAACGCCCUCCCCACUCCCGCCGCCCCCACCAACUCUGAACUAACCUCUGUUCCGGCCCCCGUUCCAUCAGCACGUCCCUGCUGUGCUCCUCCUGGGGACCCUGAAGUAAAGCCCAGAGCCUGAACCUGAAAUCCUGCAUUUCAGUUCCCAGCCCUGGGUCUGGAGGACAGCACGGGGUGAUCAGCAGAGGGUGGAAAAGGUUCUGGGGCUGAAGAAAGGGUGAAAUACUUGUGCACCACCCCUUCCCCAACACACACCUCUCCCCAUAUCUUGACAGCUCACACCACCAGGUGGGAGUUUUCCCACUGCCUGCCCUCCCUGCCUCACUCUCCCUGAUUUUCCCACCUUCAACCAUGAUGAAGCAGCCCAGUUGAUUCUGAGGCUGGAGAAGUAGGUUGGUUUGGGGGCUGCGGCUGGAGGUGGGCACACAGUAACUUAGGCAGCCCACCACCACCGCGAGAAUGCAUCUGGUAAGCACGGGCUGUCACAAGACUGGGACUAGGGGUGAUGCUAUCAGUGACUUCAGAAGAGUCAACAAACUUCCCCCUCACCCCUCCGCUUCGGGCUGCGAACUCAACACCUCCUCGGGCUGACAGCCCCCUCUGUGCUUGGGAAGAGCAGCUUCUCUGCCUCCCUGCUAACGGCCCUAUAGGACCAAGAGUCCAGAGCGUAAGAGCUGGGGCCCCAGCUCAGCAAGGCGGACGGAGAGAGCAGUGGGGCCAGCGCUACAGGGUUUUCCUCACCACGGCUCCCAGCCAGAUGGCUCUCCUCCUCAGACCUUUCAGGGUCCCUGACUCAGUCCUAGGUCCUUAGGACACUGUUAGAACUCAUCCCUGGGUGAGCCUGGAAGGGCCCCCCUCCACCCAGCGAGACCAGCUCCCUCCCAGGGGAGACUGCCCCUCAGAACUCAGGACCAUUCCUGCAGAGGCACUGAAGGCCAAAACUGACCUUCUGAAAGGCUCAAGCUUUGGAUGACUGACAGCCCCCAGAUCCUGCUCUAGGUUCCUUCCUUAGGAAAUGCCAAGGUCAGGCACAACCGUGCCAGGUCCCUGCCCCUCCCUUAUGCUGCAGACACCAGCCCCAGAUUCACCGUGGGCAGCAGGAGGAAGUCUGGUCAGAACUCUUAUUGCAACAGGGCCCCAGAUCUAUAAAAUCCCUGGUGAGCGUAGACCUUUAGACAGCCUGUCCGAGUACUCUGCAUGGAGGCCGGCCUGGAGUCUCUGCCUUACCUGCUGGACAGCACACCCUCCCUCCUCACCCAUCCCCUAUAGCCUCCUGAAAUCUUGACUUCCACCUCAGCCGGGGCAGACAAUGCCUCCCAACCUCACCGGCUACUACCGCUUUGUCUCGCAGAAGAACCUGGAGGACUACCUGCAAGCCCUAAACAUCGGCCUGGCGCUGAGGAAGAUAGUGCUGCUGCUCAAGCCAGACAAGGAGAUUGACCAUCAGGGCAACCACAUGACGGUGAAGAUGCUCAGCACCUUCCGCAACUACGUUCUGAAAUUUGAGGUGGGAGUUGAGUUUGAGGAGGAUCUACGGAUCGUGGAUGGACGCAAGUGCCAAACCAUAGUAACCUGGGAGACAGAGCAGCUGGUAUGUGUGCAGAAAGGGGAGGUCCCCAACCGAGGCUGGAGACACUGGCUGGAGGGAGAGAAGUUGUAUCUGCAGCUGACAGCCAGGGAUGCAGUGUGUGAGCAGGUCUUCAGGAAGCUCAAGUAG